Molecule: messenger RNA, 3385 nt
Organism: Salvia miltiorrhiza (redroot sage)
Lineage: Eukaryota; Viridiplantae; Streptophyta; Magnoliopsida; Lamiales; Lamiaceae
Product: multiple C2 domain and transmembrane region protein 6
Exons: 1
Coding region: 211-3147 (978 amino acids)
Source: RefSeq, a predicted model, not a curated record
ACACACAACACACAGUGAUCAAACAAAGAGAUAUAUACCUGCGUUGGGACCAACCUUAUAAUAUUCCAAUAAAACAAUCAUCUCUUUUCUUACAAUAACAUGUUACAAAUGUACCUUCAUCCCCUGUUUUUCAUGACUCUGCCACUUCCUCCCCUUCUCUCUUCUCUCUUCACCAUCUUCAUCCAAUCAUAGUCCUCUCUCUCUUCCAUCAUGGCCAAACUAGUGGUGGAAGUUGUCGAUGCGACGGACCUCAUGCCCAAAGACGGCCACGGCAGCGCUAGCCCCUUCGUUGAAAUCGAGUUCGAGGGGCAGCGCAAGAGAACUUCGACCAAGCACAAGAGCCUCAACCCUACCUGGAACGAGAAGCUAGUCUUCAAAGUUAGGAAUCCCAUUGCUCUGCCCUCUCAGACCAUCGAGGUCUUCGUCUACAACGACAACAACCACGGCCACCACCGGAACUUCCUCGGAAAGGUACGGAUCUCUGCCACCUCUGUACCCUCGUCGGAGGAGCAAGCCACCGUGCAGAGGUACCCUCUCGACAAAAGAGGCAUCUUCUCCCAUGUCAAGGGCGACCUCGCUCUCAGAGUGCAUGCAGUGCAUGGCCAGUCUGACUCGACAGAUGCUGUCGAGCCAGACCAGGAAGAGGUUCCUGCUCCGGACAACCGCCCACCACCGGAGGCGGUGGCCCAUGAUAAGACUGACAAGAGCAAGAAGGGGAGAGGCAUGAAAACCUUCUACUCGCUUGGGAAUGGUUAUGCGAGCGGGGUCCCCGCUCCCGCACCCAAGGCGGAGCCUACAUCUGCUACCACGACAGUGAUGCAAAUGCAGGCUCCGACCCAGAAGCCAGAGUACGGGGUGGUGGAGACCACCCCGCCCCUAGCUGCGAGGCUGGGGUACUGGGGGAGGGACAAGACUGCGAGCACCUACGACAUGGUCGAGCCGAUGGAGUUCCUCUACGUAAGCGUCGUUAGGGCCAUGGACCUCCCGGUGAAGGACGUCACUGGGAGCCUUGACCCAUACGUGGAGGUGAAAAUCGGGAACUACAAGGGCGUGACGAAGCACUUCGAGAAGAAUCAGAAUCCGGUGUGGAACAAGGUGUUUGCAUUCUCAAAGGAGAUGCUGCAGACAAGCCAGAUAGAGGUGACUGUGAAGGACAAGGAUGUAUCCAAGGACGACUUUGUCGGGAAGGUGACCUUCGAGGUGCCCGACGUGCCCACACGCGUGCCCCCCGACAGCCCCCUGGCCGCGCAGUCAUACAAACUGCUCGACAAGGAGGGGCAGCUACUGAAGAGAGGAGACAUUAUGCUGGCAAUAUGGAUGGGGACUCAAGCAGAUGAGGCCUUCCCGAGGGCAUGGCACUCAGAUGCUUAUACCAUAAACGAGGAUGACAUGAUAACCACCCGAUCAAAAGUUUACUACACGCCAAGGAUGUAUUACCUCAGAGUCCAUGUGAUUGCGGCUCAGGAUCUGGUCCCUUCGGACAAGUCGAAGCCGCCCGAUCCGAUCGUGAGGGUGGAGAUCGCGGGGCAGGGGAGGACGACGAGGGCCGCGACCACAAAGGGCGUGAACCCGGAGUGGAACCAGGAGCUCAUGUACGUGGCGUGCGAGCCUCUGAACGAGUACAUACGCGUGAGCGUGGAGGACAACGCGGCCGGUGGGGAGACGAUCGGGAGGUGCCUGAUCCCGGUGAGGGACGUGCCCAAGAGGGUGGAGACGACGAAGCUGACAGACGCCAAGUGGUACGUGUUGCAGAAGGUGUCCGUGGCCGGGAACGAGGAGGAUCAGAAGAAGGAUAAGUUUGCGAGCAGGGUGCUUCUCCGGCUCAGCAUCGACACGGGGUACCACGUCCUCGACGAGACCAUCCACUUGAGCAGUGACCUGCAGCCGGGUGCAGGGCAGCUCAGGAAGGCCAGUGUGGGUGUUCUCGAAGUCGGGAUAUUGGGGGCCAGGAACCUGCAGGCGAUGAAGGGGAAGGAAGGGAAGCUCACUGACGCCUACUGCGUGGCUAAAUAUGGGAACAAAUGGGUCAGGACCAGAACUCUAGUUCACAACUUGCAUCCUCUGUGGAACGAGCAGUAUACGUGGGACGUGUACGAUUCCUGCACCGUCAUCACCAUAGGCGUUUUUGACAACAAUCAUGUCAACGGUAGGGAUGGGAAGGAUCAGCGGAUGGGGAAGGUGAGGAUCAGGCUGUCUACCUUAGAAACCGAUCGCGUGUAUACGCACGCGUACCCCCUCCUCGUAAUAACCCCCGGGGGUCUAAAGAAAAACGGCGAGCUCCACCUGGCCAUCCGCUUCACCUGCACCGCGUGGGUGCACCUGCUAGCGCAGUACGGGCGGCCUUUGCUACCAAAGAUGCACUACAUCCAGCCCAUCCACAUCAAGCAUGUGGAGCUUCUCCGCCACUUCGCCUCCACAAUCGUGGCCUCCACCCUGGGCCGGGCCGAGCCCCCCCUGGGGGGCGAGGUGGUGGAGUACAUGACGGAUGCGGACAACCACAUCUACAGCAUGAGAAAAAGCAAGGCCAACUUCUACCGGCUCAUGCUGGUGAUCAAUGUCGUGCAAGACGCGUCCACGUGGCUCCGCGACAUCUGCUUGUGGAAGAAGCCCCUCACCACUCUGCUGGUGCACCUGCUCCUGGUGAUUCUCAUCUGCUACCCUGAGCUCAUCUUCCCCACAUUCUUCCUCUACCUCUUCUCCAUCGGAAUGUGGAACUACAGGCUCAAGCCGAGGCACCCGCCCCACAUGGACGCUGGCCUCUCUCAGGCGGAGGGCACCACCUCAGACGAGCUGGAUGAGGAGUUCGAGCCUUUCCCAACCCCACAGUCGAGAGUGCUCGACAUUGUGAAGAUGAGAUACGACAGGAUACGGACGGUGGCGGGACGGGUUCAGACUGUGUCCGCGGACAUGGCGAUACAGGGAGAGAGGAUCCUCUGCUUGCUGAGCUGGAGGGAUCCGAGGGCAACCGCCAUAUUCACUGCUUUCUCGUUCGCGUGGGCUGUGCUUCUCUACAUCACGCCUUUCCAGAUCAUCGCCCUCCUCAUCGGCCUCUUUGUGCUGCGCCAUCCGCGGUUCAGGUACAAGGUGCCGCCGAUACCGGUUAACUUCUUCAAGAGGUUGCCGUCGAGAUCAGACUCACUUCUCUGAGGAAUCACUCUACCCCUUUCUAAACAAAAAAAAAAAAGGAAAAAAAACAAGAAUUUUAUGUAGUGAAUGAAUAAAUCAAAUAAGACUGCAACAAAAGCAUCAAUGUUUAUGAGCCACAGUUUUUUUUUUUUAAUGACAGUAUUCAGUUUCAAAUUCAAUGUAUUAAGCAGAACAGUUUUUUCUCUUCUUUCUGUUGACUGAUUUUUGGUUAUAUUCAAGAUUUCAAUAUCUUAGUGUC